CACCGCGCCUGCGCACAGCCGCCUCGCCGCCGCAGCUCGCCGGAUCCAUGAGCGCCACCGGGGCGGGAAGCAGCGGCGCCGGCGCGGGAGGGGGCGUCACGGAGCCCGACCCCAGCCCCGCGGCGCCCGCGCCCCUCCCGCCGCCGCCCCCGCCGCCCCUCGCCGCCGCCGCCGCCUCCGCCGGGGACGCGGGCGCCAAGGGCAGCCCGGGCGUGGCGGGGGCCGCCGGAGGGGCGGCUGGCGCCGCCGCCGCCGCCUUGGCGCAGCCCGUCGAGGGUCCGCCGCCUCUGCCGGUACCCAACGGAGUCUUCGCGCCGCCCGGGGGCGCCGCCAACGGAGACGCCAAACCCGCCGCCGCCGCGCCCCCGCCCGGGUCGGCCUCGUCCGGCGCGCCGCUCGUGGACUUCCUGCUGCAGCUGGAGGACUACACGCCCACGAUCCCGGACGCCGUGACCGGCUACUAUCUGAACCGCGCCGGCUUCGAGGCGUCGGACCCGCGCAUCAUCCGGCUGGUCUCGUUGGCGGCCCAGAAGUUCAUCUCCGACGUGGCCAACGACGCCCUACAGCACUGCAAGAUGAAGGGCACCGCGUCGGGCAGCUCCCGCAACAAGAGCAAGGACAAGAAGCACACGCUGACUAUGGAGGACCUGGCCCCUGCGCUGGCCGAGUAUGGCAUCAAUGUGAAGAAGCCCCACUACUUCACCUGAAGGCC
This is a messenger RNA of Candoia aspera, 712 nucleotides long. It is a transcript of the gene TAF10, whose product is annotated as TATA-box binding protein associated factor 10. The transcript is spliced from 5 exons. Gene Ontology annotation, cellular component: nucleus; SAGA complex; transcription factor TFIID complex. NCBI's taxonomy places the organism in Eukaryota, Metazoa, Chordata, Lepidosauria, Squamata, Candoiidae. The record is from RefSeq and is a predicted model, not a curated record. Gene Ontology annotation, biological process: transcription initiation at RNA polymerase II promoter. Gene Ontology annotation, molecular function: promoter-specific chromatin binding; RNA polymerase II general transcription initiation factor activity. Bases 48 to 707 code for a protein of 219 amino acids.